Messenger RNA from Triticum turgidum subsp. durum (durum wheat), 1593 nucleotides. NCBI's taxonomy places the organism in Eukaryota, Viridiplantae, Streptophyta, Magnoliopsida, Poales, Poaceae. The record is from the annotation of a GenBank genome assembly.
AUGAGCAAAGGUCUCGCCGUCCUGCUACUCCUCGUCUCGCUUGCUCUGAGCUCCGGCGUCGGCUUCUGCGACGCGAGGAGCGGCAAGCACUGGAGGCAGAACAGAGGACCCUCCUCCAGCUCCAUGUUCAGAAGGAAAGGAAAAGGGAAGAACGGCGGCGGUUCCCCUUCCCACAGCCACAGGCAGUACGGCAAAGGGCGUCAGAGUCCUGCAAUGCCGGCGCCGCCAAGUCCAGGCGGUGGUCAUGGCUAUGCGUCGCCGUCUCCACCACCGCCAUCGCUGCCACCACAAGCACCCUCUGUGCCACGGUCGCCGCCACCACCUCUGCCCCCGUCGUUGCCGCCACAAGCACCGCCAUCGGACGAGCCGUCGCAGGGCACGGUGUUCAACGUGGUUGCUUUCGGAGCGCGGGGUGACGGAGUUACGGAUGAUACUCAGGCUUUUGAAGCAGCAUGGGCAGCAGCGUGCAAGGUGGAGGCAUCGACGGUUCUUGUACCACCUGAACUCGAGUUCGUUGUUGGCCCAAUCUCAUUUUCGGGGCCUAACUGCAAACCUAACAUUCUGUUCCAGCUGGAUGGAACCAUUUCGGCUAAAACUGGCGCGAGAGCGUGGGGCUCCGGUUUGCUUCAGUGGCUCGAGUUCACAAAACUAAAUGGGAUAUCAAUUCAAGGCAGUGGUGUCAUAAAUGGUCAGGGUAAAGAAUGGUGGACCUAUUCAGAUUCAAAUGAUGAUGAUGAUGAUAUGGACUCAUACACUGAUCAGGAGCUGGAGAAGAUGCCACAGAUUAAACCCACGGCGCUAAGGUUUUACGGCAGUUCCGAUGUCAGAGUAACUGGUAUCAGCAUCAUCAACAGCCCGCAGUGCCAUCUGAAGUUCGAUAGCUGUCAGGGAGUCAUGGUUCAUAACCUCACCAUCUCUUCCCCUGAGAAUAGCCCCAACACUGAUGGAAUACACCUGCAAAACUCCAAGGAUGUCAACAUUCACCACACUGACCUGGCCUGCGGUGAUGACUGCAUCUCCAUCCAGACAGGCUGCAGCGACGUAAACAUACAUAAUGUGAACUGCGGACCAGGCCAUGGGAUCAGCAUUGGUGGCCUAGGGAGGUACAACACCAAGGCAUGUGUCUCCAACAUCACUGUAAGAGAUGUCAACAUGUUCAAAACAAUGACCGGUGUCAGGAUCAAGACUUGGCAGGGUGGCUCAGGGCUGGUCCAGGGCAUAAGGUUCUCCAACAUACACAUGUCAGAGGUUCAGACGCCCAUCAUGAUCGACCAGUUCUACUGCGACAAAACAUCGUGCAUGAACCAGACCUCGGCGGUGGCGGUCUCGGGCGUGCAGUACGAGAACAUCCGGGGGACUUUCACGAUCAAGCCCGCCCAUUUCGCGUGCAGCGACAGCUCGCCGUGUUCGGAGAUCACCCUGACCGGGAUACAACUGAGACCCCUGGUAGUGCCUCAGUACCACACAUGCAGCAGCCCCUUCUGCUGGCAGGCCUUCGGGGAGCUGUACACUCCCACCAUCCCUCCUAUUUCAUGCUUGCAGCUCGGCAAGCCGGCCGGGAACCGCGUGCUGUCGGACCACGAUCAGUGCUGA